Messenger RNA from Didymosphaeria variabile, 921 nucleotides. RefSeq lists its product as uncharacterized. The record is from RefSeq and is a predicted model, not a curated record. NCBI's taxonomy places the organism in Eukaryota, Fungi, Ascomycota, Dothideomycetes, Pleosporales, Didymosphaeriaceae. The coding region runs from base 1 to 921 and encodes 306 amino acids. The transcript has a single exon.
AUGGCGCCUUACACCCUUCCCACAGACGCCGUCUGGUUCGUAACAGGCUGCUCGUCCGGAAUUGGGUACGCCCUAUGCUCGCACCUUGUCAAAAACACCACCUCCCGCGUCGUCGCCACAGCCCGCAACCCCUCAUCACUCUCCUCCCUUCCCGAUGGCCCAAGAAUUCUCAAGCUCGCCCUCGACGUAACAUCCGACGCCUCCAUCCAAACCGCCUUAUCAGCUACACUCACCCAGUUUUCCCGCAUUGACGUCGUUGUCAAUAACGCCGGCUACGGCAUCAUGGGCGAUACGGAAACUAUGGACAUGUCUGCCGCUCGGGGCGUCAUGGAAGCCAACUUCUGGGGCGCCGUCCGCGUCACACAAUUAUCCCUCCCCAUUCUCCGCGAAUCCAAUGCAAAGACGGGAGUCAGAGGCGGACUCAUUAUGCAAAUUACUAGCAUGGGCGGGCGCCUCGCCUUCGCAGGAAACACGUUCUACCACGCAAGCAAAUUCGCGCUAGAGGGGUUCACAGAGGGUCUGGCGAAGGAGAUGCCUGAGGAGUGGGGGAUACAAGUCCUGUGUGUCGAGCCUGGCGGCGUGAAGACGAGGUAUGCGGAGACGAGUACGUCGGGGUUCGACACCUCGUCCAGGCUGGACGUUUACAGAGAUCCCAACACUCCGACGAAUCAGUUGCUGAAGUAUAAAGAGAGCCUUGAGGCGACGAGGAACUGGGCUGAGCCGGAGAGGGUGGCGCAGGUGUUGUACGAGUAUGUUGAGGAGGGCGGGGAGAUGCCGCUAAGAUUGCCGCUGGGGAGUGACAGCUGGGGCAUGCAGAAGAUGGCGCUCGAGCAGGGGUUGAAAGAGCUGGAUGGAUUGCAGGCGGUAAGUUGCAGUACGAGUGGGAAGGAGCAAUUGGCUAGUAUUGGCUUUUUGAAAUAG